Messenger RNA from Dacryopinax primogenitus, 578 nucleotides. RefSeq lists its product as uncharacterized. The transcript has a single exon. The record is from RefSeq and is a predicted model, not a curated record. Lineage: Eukaryota; Fungi; Basidiomycota; Dacrymycetes; Dacrymycetales; Dacrymycetaceae. The coding region runs from base 23 to 310 and encodes 95 amino acids.
GACACUCUGGGAGCGGACGGAGAUGCAGUAUUAUCGCGAUCGUGGGAUCUUGGCGCGACCCCUGCCUCCUGAGGGCCCGGAGAGAGACGCGUACUACGCAACGGAGCUCUUGGGCGUGCUCGGGUUCGUCUUUGCACGCAAUACGGAGGAAAGAAGGGAGUUGCUCGUCAAGGGGAUGCACCCCCAGCAACUGGAGCGGUGUGCAAACCGCUGGCCAUGGGGCGAAGUAGAAGACAAGAUUGUGAAGUUCUACCCUGAGUUUGGGCCCAGGCGAAGACCGAGAGAAUCGCGUAGUGGUGGAGAGGAUUGAAACGAUAAGGAAGGAUAGACUCGGAAAUUCUGCUUGGAUUUUUCUCGUUUUCAGUUUGACUCAAUUAUCUCUAGACCUGGGCUAUGGUUUGAUCUUGUCGUAACAGUUCACUCCGUCCCACUGUAGCGUUAGAAGUCCUUUCCAAAAGGGAGGGAUAUGUCGGAACAAGGCCUGUGCCUCAUUUUGUAAAAAGAAAAAGAAUCCUUUCAACAGGUUUUGCGUCUAUCGAAGAACACAGAAUAGAUGAAGAAAAUAAUUUAUUAGUUGU